Molecule: messenger RNA, 468 nt
Organism: Lindgomyces ingoldianus
Lineage: Eukaryota; Fungi; Ascomycota; Dothideomycetes; Pleosporales; Lindgomycetaceae
Exons: 1
Coding region: 137-379 (80 amino acids)
Source: RefSeq, a predicted model, not a curated record
UGCGUUGAUCGUUGCGGUAUUUUGGACUCGGCAGUCCUUUUGGCUUGAAUUUCCUCAAUAACGAUGACUCGCCGUUGAAAGAUCUGCAAGCGUUAACCCUUCGGAACGUGCAACUGGACGCAGCAAAAUUUCUUGAAUGGAUCAAGUGAGUGUCCCGGUGCUCGAGAGAGCAAGGUCAUCGGUUUUGGAGGUAUGGAUUUGCUUUUCUUCAAUGGAUCACGGAGGCGAUAGGCUAAACGUAUUUGCAGGCUCCUAUGGUGGGUCUCUCGCUCUUUUACACCGUGUUGCAUAUCCCGAUACCUUUUAUGGAGUUAUUGCCUCAGCUCCGGUAAACAAACUCGAUACUCGUCCCACGUCAAGAUUUUCAACUGUAUUUUAGCGAUGUCGUAAGUACCAAUCCCAAAACUUCUUUCGGACAUCCGCUAAUCAUCCUUCCUAGACCGACCGUAUGAUCAAAGAUAUAUCCUG